AUGGCGUGCUGCGUGUUCAACUUCGCGUUGACGCCGUUUUUCGAAUGCCUGCUGGAGGCCGGUUGCACCGACCCGAAUACGAUGAGCUCGUUCACCGGCCUUUACUCCAGAUCGCUGUGCGUCACGUGCUUCGUGUCGUACGCCGUGGCGUGGCGCAAACGCGGCACCGCGCUGGCCGUGUACCGCGAGCGGCUCGCGGCGCACGACGCCCGCUGGCCGGCCGCGGCCGCGGAACGCCGACGCCACGCGGCCGUCCGAUGCGCGGUGACGGCCGCGUGCCUGGCGCUCACCGUGCCCGUCAACGCGGCACGCCUGUACAUCCUGUACACGUCGGGCAUCGCCGACCGGUCGCUGCUCGUGGUGUUCUUCGCGGUCAUGUACGUGAUAAACAUUAGCGUGUGCAUGCUGGAGACACGGUUCGUCGGGCUGUGCUACGCGGUGUAUUUGAAGUUCGCGGCCGUCAAUCGGGACCUGGACGACAUCGAAGGGGCGAUCGCCGACGACGGCUGCCCGCCGUGCCGGAACGGGCCGGACGUCGCGCGGCGGCGCCGCGUCCGGGUCGCCCGAGACGAGGACGUCUACUACUGCAGCAUCGAUUCCGGCGCGGGACGGCCGCUGGUCGAGGCCGUCGAGGAGCUGAGAGUCAGGCACCGGCUGGUCCGCCAGGCUAUGGCCGAGCUCAACGACGCGUACGCCGUGCCGGUGGGCAUGACCCUGUGCACCCUGUGCAUAAUGACGCUGUUCGACAUGUACUACCACAUGACCAGCCUGGAGACGUCGUCGAAAACGUCCUUGUUCAUUUACGUGUGGCUGUUGCAGUACGGUUUCAGAUUUUUCGUCAUCGUGAAAACGGCUCACGCCACGACCAAACAGGUGGGCACGGACAACGGCUGUGACAUCAUUCGCGCGACUUAUUCUCCGGCACCGCGCCCGAGCGAAACGGAAACCGUCGCCGUAGACUGCCGUAGACAACGCGGGGUUACGUUGGGUCAGGUUGGGGGCUGGGCAGUCUUUCGUUUUAAUUCCGAAUCCGUCGUCAAACGUGUUCGCGUUACCCGUUAA
Molecule: messenger RNA, 1062 nt
Organism: Cinara cedri
Lineage: Eukaryota; Metazoa; Arthropoda; Insecta; Hemiptera; Aphididae
Source: the annotation of a GenBank genome assembly